Molecule: messenger RNA, 1503 nt
Organism: Trypanosoma grayi
Lineage: Eukaryota; Euglenozoa; Kinetoplastea; Trypanosomatida; Trypanosomatidae
Exons: 1
Coding region: 1-1503 (500 amino acids)
Biological process (GO): poly(A)+ mRNA export from nucleus
Cellular component (GO): nucleus
Source: RefSeq, a predicted model, not a curated record
AUGGACGGCGACGACGAUGACCGCAUUCUUGGCUUGGCGCCGCAUGACCCGACCGCCGCCUCCGCGCCACCCGAAACGCCUGUCGGUUUCACUGAAGAAGCGGAGGAGCAAGGAGAGGGGGAAGAUGCAUUCCUUGACCUGGGCCGCUCCACUGACGAUGACGACGACGAGGAGGUUGACAAGGAAAACGGAGCAGUCGUUGCCGCUGGCUGGGAUGGCGCUGGGAAGAACGAGAGUGAAGCGGACGCUGAAGGAGGCGCUCCACUUUCCGACGAGGCACUCAUGCGCAUUGACAGCAAAGCGGAGGCCAAGGCGCUUGGGCGGGACUUGUAUAAACGCUGGAAGAAGCUCCAGAAGCGCAGCAAGAAGGGCAGUCACCACCAUGACAAAAAAAAGUCGAAGAACAAGAAGGGCGAUAAGAAGCGUAAGGAUAAGAGAAGUAGUGGGAAAAGACGCGGGCGAGCAGAGGAUGAUGAUGCUGAGGAGGAGGAGGAGGAAGAAGAGAGUGACGAUAAGGAUGAUGCCAAGGUGGGACGCUCCGGUGGUAAGCCGCGGCGGAAGCGCAGCCGCCGCGAGAAGCCAAUCGAGCUCGGAGACGAGGACUUGGGCGCGGCGCCCUUUGCCGAACUAGACGAGGUGCUGCAGGUGGAAGAGGCCGCGGCGCAGCGUGGCAGCGGAAGGCGCAGCGGCGGUAGCAAGCUUACCGAUGUCGAGGCGCGGCCAAAGAAGAUGACGGCAGACGCGCGCCGCGUGGCCCUGUGUGCCAUCGCGGCGCGUGUUGUGGGCGCGAUGCGUGAGGCGCGGCUUCAAGACGAGAUGGACAUGAACCAGCGCCGUCCGCCACUGCAUCGCGUGGGCAUUCGCGAGGAAGUGAUUGCGCAGUGCCGCCGCGAGGCAAUGCGGCCCUUCCUCAUCACGGAGGGCAUCCUGCAAGAGUUGAGUACGUGGCUGUACGACUUCAACCGCCGCGAGCUUGCCGCGUAUGAGCUGCGUACCGCCGCGCUUGACAUCCUCCUCGGGUUCCCGAUCGACGGCGAGCUGGACGUGGCGGUCGCACGCAACGGCGACGAGAUCCUCGACGUCUUUACUGGCGUGACGCGCGAGCACCUCAUUCACACCGACCUCGGCAGCGCCACCAACGCGCUGCGGCAGGACAAGCAGGAGGUGCACCAGAACCGCGCCAAGGCGGUGCGGCUGUUGGAACGUUUAAGCCGCGCGAUGGCGGGCGGUGUCAAGUCUGUGCGUCGCGGCGGCAACAACGGCGCCGGCGGUGGGUCGGCAACUGGAGGCGGCCCCUCCAGUGGUCUGACAUGGAAGUGCAAAGAUGACCCGACGGUGGCGCCACCGUUCCACAUUGUUCAGACCGGGACGGAGGUGUUUCAGAGCACCCUCGCACGGCCAGACCCGCUCGACCCCAUGUCGUACCUCCGCGUGCCACCCCGACGGGCGCCCAAGGCGUAUGUGACGAACCUGGGUGGCAACGUCGGCGUGGAGGAGAAUUAG